Molecule: messenger RNA, 2164 nt
Organism: Exaiptasia diaphana
Lineage: Eukaryota; Metazoa; Cnidaria; Anthozoa; Actiniaria; Aiptasiidae
Product: dual specificity protein phosphatase 14
Exons: 4
Coding region: 760-1347 (195 amino acids)
Biological process (GO): protein dephosphorylation
Cellular component (GO): cytoplasm
Molecular function (GO): MAP kinase tyrosine/serine/threonine phosphatase activity
Source: RefSeq, a predicted model, not a curated record
GACGACCAUUGAGCGUGCAAUGAUAGAUACCUGUGAAUAAUUGUCUAUAGGUGUGAAAGAAGGUUUCUAUCAUUGCACGCUCAACGGUUGUCUUGCUUUGAUGACAAGGCACGGCUACCUUUCAAGAUGGCGCAGGUAACUGUGAAGGAGACUAUUGCAUUUAAAUUCAGCAUAAGAAGUUUGACCAUUUAGUGUGAGUUCUUUCCAUUUUCCUUUUGUAGUACAGUAGCAAGGGUUAGAAAGUAUUUUCUGUUAAUGCCAAUUGCUACUUGGACUUUAUAUGAUUUAAAAAGCUUAUUGCACUACUUCAUGUUAUGUAAGCCUUUGUAAUUAAUGAGCCAACCAGAAGGCGACUGGCUGAUGGCUAGUAAAUUAACAUAACAUGAAGUUUCGCUUUAAAAUAAGUGUAUUACUGAGGUGUGUCUAACAAAAACUUGAAAGACUUUUUUUUUCUUUACUCAAAUGUUUGUAACGUGUUUGUCUAUGUUUGUUCCAUUUUAAACUUCUCGAGAGUAGAAUUCGGUAGAAUUCGGUUUCUUUCUUUUACAACCAUCUGCAUUUAUCCAUCUUUCAAAACGUUGGCCAAGCAAAAAGUCUUGACUGGUCUGCUGAUUUUUGCAGAAUUUGUGUCAUGAGCCCGCGAUCUAAAUCGGUUACGUAAACAAAUUUGACAAGACAAAAUAAACGAAACCAUACAACCGACCAUAUAGGGGCCUAAAUCACCAAUGUUUGGGAUGUAGAUCUUGGCUUCACUUAUAAAUGUCUUUCUUAAAGAAGAUCUUCACUAAAAAUCCACCGGUAGAGAUGUAUAGAGGCAAGGAGUUACAUACAGUGGUUCAUUACAGCCCCCUAAGCCAGAUGAGCGAGAUAAUAGAUGGCCAUCUUUAUCUCGGAAGUUUACGAAUAGCAAUGGAAGAAAAACAGCUAAAAGAACGAGGAAUUACUGAUAUUAUUAACGCGAGUAUGGAAGAGCGAAAAUACAAAAUUCCUGUCAAAUGUAUGGUUAUAAACAUCAAUGACAAUUCAGACGCCGAUAUAUCGCUGUAUUUUGAUAUGGUAGCCGACAAAAUAGAUGCAGUAAAAAAGGAAAAUGGAAGGGUAUUGGUUCACUGCGUGGCUGGUGUCAGUAGGUCAGCCACUCUCGUGAUUGCAUAUCUCAUGAAAUACUACAAAAUGACCUUAAAAGAUUCCCAUGAUUUUGUCAAGAAAAAAAGGUCGAUCAUCAGCCCAAAUUAUGGAUUCUGGAAUCACCUCAUAGACUAUGAAAAGAAACUAUUUGGAAAAAGCACAGUUGAAAAGAAAGAGACUGCGAAAAAGAAAGAUGUUGGCUACGUACUUUAUCACUGAUAGUUUGUAUAUAUUGUAGCGUUCCUCUAAAUUGCUUUAUUUGUACUUCAGGCGACUCUGCACAUUCAGUGGAUCACACUUCCUACAUACAAUAAUCCUAACUAGGGAGGGGAGGGUCAGUCUAAUCAUUACAAUAUUGUAGAGUGUCCUAAGCCAGUGAAACAAUAAGAUAAUUUAUGCAAAAUUAAUUAUUGAGAAUGAAAGAUUUGGUACUAAAAUUGUAUCUGAAUUUUUAGUUUUUAAGCAUGAAUUUUUUGAGAUUCAAAAGGCAAAAGACCAGAGGACGUAAUGGGAGGGGUGGAUCCAUAAUUUUGUUUUCAACAUUUCAUCAUGUCACAUAGUAUUAAACUCCUUGUGAACGCAUUCUCUGGGACUCACCAGCUCGUCCCAGGAACCACGUGCAAGGAAUAACUGAGUGCAAGAACUGGUACUUAUAAAAAAAAUCAUUUUUGAUGAAACACCAACAUGGCUGCCAUGAUGUCAGCUGAAUAAAAACAAUUAUUUAUAAUUAUUAAUUAUAUUGAUAUAGUGCAUGAACUCAAGCAUCCUCCACUGACUUUUCCUGACAUAGGAAGAAUACAGCUUGCCUGUGGAGGAUGCUAAUUCCUUUCUUAAAUAACAAAAAAAUAUCACAGGAGUGGGGUCAGAUGUAGCCAGAACAAAUGUACACAUUCUAGUGAAAAAUGCUUGAGGCUACUGCAGUUUUAAUAUAUAUUCACAGAGAGAGAACAAAAUAACUUUAUUGUUCAUUUUGUACAUUACUCAGUCACUGUAUACAUCAGUAUAUAUUGUAAAUAAAAAUGUUAUGAUUCUUUUA